AUGACAGGUACAGCUGUGGGUCACUCGUUGUCACGUUUAGGCAGUAUGGAGAGCCAGGAUUAUUUGCUUGGCGGUUCUCAAUCAACCCAAGCUGGUUGUCUCAAGCAUCCGCUAUCGAUCCUUUCGGUACAGCCAACUACAUACAAUUACGCUACACAACCACGCCCAACUUUUGCAGCAAUUUUAUCAGUCGAACGAUCUCCUACUACUGUCAUCCGCGAAUCCACCUAUAACGAUCUCCAUGCAUUCAUCUUCCAUGUCAGUGCUUCGCCGGAUAACAAUACGGCACCAGCUGGUGGUGAUGCCUAUGUUCCAGCACUUGCAUCUACUAUCCAUGAUUAA
Messenger RNA from Zychaea mexicana, 342 nucleotides. RefSeq lists its product as uncharacterized. Lineage: Eukaryota; Fungi; Mucoromycota; Mucoromycetes; Mucorales; Lichtheimiaceae. The record is from RefSeq and is a predicted model, not a curated record. The transcript is spliced from 2 exons. Bases 1 to 342 code for a protein of 113 amino acids.